Messenger RNA from Aspergillus terreus NIH2624, 3777 nucleotides. RefSeq lists its product as uncharacterized. Gene Ontology annotation, cellular component: P-body; cytoplasm. NCBI's taxonomy places the organism in Eukaryota, Fungi, Ascomycota, Eurotiomycetes, Eurotiales, Aspergillaceae. Gene Ontology annotation, molecular function: manganese ion binding; protein binding; RNA binding. The coding region runs from base 1 to 3777 and encodes 1258 amino acids. The transcript has 4 exons. Gene Ontology annotation, biological process: nuclear-transcribed mRNA catabolic process, nonsense-mediated decay; deadenylation-dependent decapping of nuclear-transcribed mRNA. The record is from RefSeq and is a predicted model, not a curated record.
AUGACAGAAACAAAAAUGCGGUUAGAAGACUGGCUGGAUGACUUGUGUGUCCGCUUUAUUAUCAACCUGCCUCGUGAGGAGUUAGAAUCGGUCGAACGAAUCUGUUUCCAGGUCGAGGAAGCACAAUGGUUCUACGAGGAUUUCGUUCGCCCGUUGGACCCCGUGUCGCUUCCUUCCCUGCCCCUCAAGGCUUUCGCCCUGCGCAUCUUCCAGCAUUGUCCACUCAUGUCACAAUGGUCCAACUAUCACCACCAGACUGCAUUUUCCGAAUUCCUGGCUUACAAGACUCGCGUUCCCGUUCGCGGUGCCAUUCUGCUCAAUCAGGAGAUGGAUGAGGUCGUCCUUGUGAAAGGUUGGAAGAAAGGGGCCAACUGGAGUUUCCCGCGAGGCAAAAUCAACAAGGAUGAGAAGGACUUAGAUUGCGCGAUUCGGGAAGUCUAUGAGGAGACAGGAUAUGAUAUCCGUGAGGCUGGGUUGGUCCCAGAUGAGAAGGAAGUGAAGGCCAUCGAGAUCACCAUGCGGGAGCAGCACAUGAAGUUGUUUGUCUUCCGCGGGGUGCCCCGGGACACCCAUUUCGAACCGCGCACGCGGAAGGAGAUCAGUAAGAUCGAGUGGUACAAGCUGUCCGACCUGCCGACGUUGAAGAACAACAAGCACCAAGACCCGGGUUUUGCCCAAGCCAACACCAACAAAUUCUACAUGGUCGCGCCCUUUAUGCAUCCGCUAAAGAAAUGGAUCGCUUACCGGAAGAGACUCGAUGCGAAGACAAAUCCACAACAACGACUACCAUUACAUCUGGAAGAACCAUCGGCGGAUGACGAAAACUGGUCAGAAGGUGAACCCCGGGGCCGGAGCAUUCUGCCUUCCUACGGUCAGUUUGAGAACUCUGCCGCCGCGGAUCACUCCAUUCAUAAGGCUCAAUGUGUCGGUAUCGAUCGUGGGUCUCCCUUUGCUCACGCACCGAGUGCGCUGGCUCCUCAUGCGGCGCAAACUCCUGGCACGGACCCAUCGAAAUCCAACGCUCUCCUGGAAUUGUUGAGACGUGGUGCUCCUCAGGAUUCGAAUCAGGGACCACCGUCAGCACCGCAAGCUGCUCCAGGUCCCAACCAAGCGGAGCUGCCGAGUUACCCUGCGCCAAUGUUUCCAGGCUUUCCGCCGCAAGGAGCCUUUCAGUACGGCUAUCCCCAGCCUACUUCGUUUCCUCCGCCUCCCUAUGGACCAGCCGCUUCUAUGCCGCCUCCCGAUGCUUUUAUGCCUCAGCCGAGCCCGUCGCGCAUAAGUCUACCAGUCGGACCACAUGGCCUCGGGCCUGCGUAUAGCGGGUUGCCAACAUAUCCUCAAGAAUCGUCUUCGGCGCCGUCCCCCCAACGUGUCCCUAUGACUGCUGGUCCGCACGCGCCACCACCGAGUCAUGCACCAGCGCCCUUCCAACGGACUGGCGACCCCGAGUUUUCUCAUUCUGCUCAGCUACCUCAAUCUCAAAGCGCAACUAUUCCCCCCGCAAGGAACCUCCCCCCUCCAAGGCUAGACAGCCAUGCAAUGGCAUUGUUGAAUGUCUUCAAGGAUGAAUCAUCCAAGACACCGAAGACAACUCCUGCACGCUUGAUGCCAUCUCCUGGCAAGGAAGCGUUGGCCUCUCGCAAGCCGUCUCAGCACCAGGAUCAGCUUUUGAGCCUUCUCAAAGGAAAACCCACCCCCGCUCGGUCUACCCCAGCCGAGUUGGCCGCCCCUACCGUCUCUUCGCCCCCGAAACAGAUCCUCCAGCGGCCUCGUACGGAAGCCAGCCCUGCCAAGCAAUCAUAUCCCACACACAAGCCCGAUACCUGGACGUCGGCAACAGUGUCUGGACCGUUGAAUAUGCCGCAACUUGGGCCCGCUGCCAAGACAGUGGGCAAGAGCAGUCCUGGUGGCUCGAAUCGUAAAGGCAGCGCUCGGGUCCAACCAAUCCAGAGUCCCGCUUCACCCAUCACAAUCUUGUCUAGACCACAGGCUGCAAAGCCGGAGCAUCCAUCUGGUCCUGAUCAAUCCCGUGCGCCACGGACACCACCCCAGAGUGGUAGGAAUAACAAGCCAAAGCCUGUGGAGCCCGCAAAGCCGUUUCAGCCACAGAUUCUUCGACGCUCAGCAAAUGUGGAUAAUAUUUUCCCGGCAUACUCCAAGGAGACGACCCAUGGACCCCAGAACGUACCGCCAACGCCCCAUACUUCACAGGAACCGAAGACUGAGGUCAGUUUCGAUCGUCGACCAAGCCAAACCGCGGCCCAGAGAGAAACCUUACUUUCACUUUUUGGCAAGGUGUCAGGAUCACCAGGCGCAUCCCCUGCAGUCCAGCCUGUUCUCGAAGCAUCCACAUCGAAACCAUCUGCAGCUUCUUCCGUUGUGAGCCCCUUAUCGCCCCCUAGCCUCCCAACUGGCAUAGUGGCGACGAGUGAGUCAUCGCCACGGGAUGGUGCUGUUUCCAGUGGCCUCUGUCAUCCGUUCCUCUCGUCCGCGCGCAUCAUAUGUGCCCGCUGUCUUCAAUCGACCCGCUCGUUCUCGACUUCCACUCCACAGAAGAACAAUGCCGUCCCACACUCCCCGCCGGAAGCAGGAUAUGCCCGUCUAACCCACCGCGGUUUGAUCUCAGUCACCGGGGUAGACAGCACCUCGUUCCUGCAGGGUCUUAUCACGCAAAAUAUGUUGGUGACGAACGACCCGAACCGAUCGACCCGUCGGACAGGAUCGUACACGGCCUUCCUCAACUCCCACGGCCGCAUACUCAACGACGCCUUCCUAUACCCGCUUCCUUCAGCGGACGCGGGAGAGUCCUCGUGGCUGAUCGAGAUCGACAAGAAUGAAGUCCCAGCCCUCAUGAAGCACUUAAAGAAGCAUAAGCUCCGCGCCAAGCUGAAGCUGCGCGCCCUCGACGACGGCGAACGCACCAUCUGGGCUGCGUGGAAGGACCACAUGGAGCCGCGCUGGGCCGCAUACAACUUGGAGGCCGCCGCUGGUCCGUUUUCUGCCGCCCCAGAGAUCGCCGGCUGUAUCGACACGCGCGCCCCGGGGUUCGGCUCUCGUCUGGUGACUCCGGGAGCGGAGGAUCUCCGGACGCACCUCGGGGAGAACGAGGUCGCGGGCGAUGAGGUCGAGCUCGGCGGGUACACUGUGCGACGCAUGAUGCAUGGAAUCGCGGAGGGACAGUCGGAGAUCAUCCGCGAGUCGGCGCUGCCGCUCGAGUCGAACAUGGACAUGAUGCAUGGGAUUGAUUUUCGGAAGGGCUGCUAUGUCGGGCAGGAGCUGACGAUCCGCACGCACCACACCGGCGUGGUGCGCAAGCGCAUCCUGCCUGUGCAGCUGUAUGACGGGGACCUGGGGGAGUUGGCGUCUGCAGAGUUGCCGACGUAUGAUCCUUCCGCUGCAUUGGGUGUGCCGCCUGCGGGCACGAAUAUUGCCAAGGCCGGAGCGCGGAGAGGACGCAGUGCGGGCAAGUUCCUCGGUGGGGUCGGAAAUAUUGGGCUCGCUUUGUGUCGGCUGGAAAUGAUGACGGAUAUCACGUUGACAGAUGAGGCUACGCAGUACAACCCGGAGCAGGAGUUCAAGGUGUCGUGGACUGGGGAGGAGAGUCCCGCCGGGGCUGGGGAGGUGAAAAUCAAGGCCAUGGUGCCGCCCUGGACGCGCGAAUUCAUCUUCUCCGGCGGCGCGAAGAACCAUGCGCGGAAUCGUGCUGACUACGGUCAGCGCGCGCGAGAGUUCCUCGAGCAACUAGAAGAGGAAGAGGCGCUGCGCCGGAAUGAGUAG